This is a messenger RNA of Aegilops tauschii subsp. strangulata, 936 nucleotides long. RefSeq lists its product as uncharacterized. The record is from RefSeq and is a predicted model, not a curated record. NCBI's taxonomy places the organism in Eukaryota, Viridiplantae, Streptophyta, Magnoliopsida, Poales, Poaceae.
AUGGAGCUUUGGGUCGCGUCUGGGGCGGGCCUCCGCGCGUCUCUCAAAGGCUGGGGAGCCAACCAAGGGCGCGAAGACAAACUUCAGCGGGCCCAUUUAGUUCAGGAGCUCGCGGCUCUGGAUGCCCAGGCCGAUGCCCGCCCAUUCUCGGAGCAAGAGUGGGCACACCGCUACGACCUGGAGGGGCGGGUGGUGGCGCUUCUUCGGUGUGAAGAAGAGUAUUGGUGGAGGAGAGGGGGGCUCAAGUGGACCCUGAAAGGUGAUACGAACACGAAGUAUUUCAACGCCUACGCGAAUGGUCGCCGCCGCAAGUGCGCUAUCCUUCGACUGCAAUCGGAGCAGGGGCUUCUGGUGCGUCAAGGUGACAUCAUGCGCCAUGUCUAUCAGUUCUACAUCCAACUGAUGGGCACUUGCGAACCCCCAUUGGCUCGCCUACGCACGGACCUGUGGGGUCCGUCAGGUAGGGUGUCAGAUGCCGAAAACGAGGAGUUACGCCUCGCUUUCACUCCUCAGGAAAUCGACACAGCCGUCCACGGCAUGAAGUCUGACACGGCCCCCGGCACGGAUGGCUGGCCGGUGGCCAUGUUCAAGCGCUUCUGGCCUCUUCUUCAGGGUCAGAUCUUCGGAGUGUGCAACGGUUUUAUGCGUGGAGAAGUGGAUAUCUCCCGCUUGAACUUCGGGAUCCUCUCCCUAAUCCCUAAAGUGCAGGGUGCGGAUAAUAUUAGCCGCCAGAGGGACUGGGCGAACCUGGACGCCGGACCGGCUGGGCUGGUUGCCGAGCACGUCCUGCGCAACGACCUCGUCGACCUCGUCCGCUUCCGCGCCGCGUGCAGGCCGUGGCGCGCGUGCUCCGGCCACCUGCGCCCGCUGGGCGUUCUAGACCAUCGGUUCCAUCCCCGGCGCUGGAUCAUGCUCCCGAAUGAACAUAGUUGUUAA